AUGGCGAGGAGCACUGCAGAUGAUCCUAAAGUUAUGGAGACGCAUUUUGAGGCCAAACUUCGUGAUGGAUCGAUUGCAACUAUCUGUCAAAAAAAGGAGUUCAAACAGAAACAAUCUAAAACGCUGGGAGAGAUGAGCGCAGACUACAAUCAAUACGGAUACUAUACAGGAGCUGGAAGUAUGCCUGCAUCAGCUGCAGCUCCAUCACCCGCUGCUUCUGUUCCUGCAACUUCUGUUUAUGGAGAGCAACGACCAACAUUCUCAGAAGAUGGAACUGGUGCUCCAUACAGCACUAUACUCAAUCUUGUCGGGAGUUCUGCGGUGAACAGUGAUAUCAGUUACGAUACAUCAUCGAAAGAUCCUCAUAUGAUCAGAGCCCGUGUCUUCAUCGGAAACAUUGCCCGUGCAAUCAUCACCCGCGAUGAUAUCAUUGAAUUGUUCCGACCAUUCGGAAAAAUUUUGGCUGUUAAUUAUUUUGCUCAACAAGGAUUCGGAUUUGUUCAAUUUAAUGAAGCUUCAAGUGCAGACGAAUCAUGUCGUUCACUUAAUGGAAUUUCGUGGAAAACAUGUUGUUUGGAUGUUCAUUUGGCUAUGUUGGGCUCAUUGAAAAAGCCAACUGGAAACGAAGGUCGUCAUGGAAAUCCUGUAGCGCCAAUUCCAUCGGCUAUCCCCGUCGGGAAGCCGAUGGUUACACAGGUCGUUGAAUCAUCAGCGCAAAGCGGAAAACGGCCAUUCGAAGAAGAGGAAUAUGAGAUUUUCAAGCAGAACAAACGGAAUAAACAAUUCGCAAAUGGGGAUAGAACAACCAAUGACCAAUUGGCACCGAAUGAAAUGUGUGACACAAUGGUAUGUGGACAUUGCCGCUUCGUUACCAGUGAUUUCGAAGAAUUCAAAGAGCACCGUGUUGCUGGGUGCAGCAAAUUCAAAGAUCCUGAAGAACCACGUCACCGUCUGAAAUGUGCGACGUGCAGUCAGCGAUUCCUUGGUGCCUGGGGACUGCUGGAGCAUCUCACAGAGUUUCAUCGUAUGCUGCUGUAUAACGAGGAGAAACUUACACCAAGUGACCUCGCUCAAAUGCGUGCUGGCUCAUCUGCAUCUUCUGUCUCUGGAGCUCCACAAAACGUUUCUCAAACUACUCCACAAGACAUCUCAGCCAAUUCCACUCCAUCUUAUCCGAUGAUUAUUGAAGGAACGCCUGUGUCGUAUUCAAACAAUGGAACACCUCAAAACUGA
Caenorhabditis remanei is the source of this 1233-nucleotide messenger RNA. RefSeq lists its product as uncharacterized. The coding region runs from base 1 to 1233 and encodes 410 amino acids. Lineage: Eukaryota; Metazoa; Nematoda; Chromadorea; Rhabditida; Rhabditidae. The transcript is spliced from 11 exons. The record is from RefSeq and is a predicted model, not a curated record. Gene Ontology annotation, molecular function: RNA binding.